AUGAUACAUUUUAUUUUAGAGGAUGGCGCUAAGUUUCGGCUUGCUGAAGAUUUACCAACUUUACAUAAAAUUAUAAACGUAUUGGAAAAUGGUUCUGCUCAUAAAGCUUUGUUGCGUAACGAUGAUCGUUUGAUUGAAAUCAAUGGACAAGAUGUAAAAUCUAUGUCUUAUGCAGAAUGUGUGCGAUUUCUUCAAAAUACUGGAGAUACAGUAACAAUCAAAGUAAUUCGUUUAUCUGGAGAAAAUACUAUUAGCCCAUCUCUUCUACCAUCUAUUAUAGUUACUGCUGAACCGAGUGUAGAAAAUCAAAGUUUUAACAUCAAUAUUCCAGACUUUUUAAAACCAAAUCGUUGCAUAUAUUCAAUCAAAGUUGAUUAUAAUGAUUCUUCAAUUAUUCAAUGUUUCGAAAUCCUUAAACCUCAUUGUCAAAAUCCAGAAGAUUCAUUGGAUCCUACAUUCAAUACUAUUGUUAAUGACCCACUCGAUGCAAAUAUACUUUGUCAAAUUUUGAGCAAUCAAACGUCUACAACUGAAGCUUUGACCGCAUAUGUCGUUGAUAGUCUUAAACGAUAUCAUGCUCUUAAUGACAUAAUAGUUCUUCUCUCAGACGCUCUUGAGUCAUUAGUUGAAACUGGUGCUGGUAAUAAAUAUGAAAUGCUCGUCGAUCAACUCACCAAAAGAAUGUUACUUGUUCAGACUCUUGAGAAUAUGUCUUAUGAUAGUCAACGUUUUCUAUGCAAUUUCAUUCGAAAAAAUGAUUUACCUAUUCCAUUAUCAUAUCAAUUUUGGAAUUCAACAGAAAAAACAAUGUAG
Messenger RNA from Rotaria sp. Silwood1, 813 nucleotides. NCBI's taxonomy places the organism in Eukaryota, Metazoa, Rotifera, Eurotatoria, Philodinida, Philodinidae. The record is from the annotation of a GenBank genome assembly.